This is a messenger RNA of Carassius carassius (crucian carp), 3802 nucleotides long. RefSeq names its product protein Wiz-like. Gene Ontology annotation, molecular function: DNA-binding transcription factor activity, RNA polymerase II-specific; RNA polymerase II cis-regulatory region sequence-specific DNA binding. The transcript is spliced from 9 exons. NCBI's taxonomy places the organism in Eukaryota, Metazoa, Chordata, Actinopteri, Cypriniformes, Cyprinidae. Bases 31 to 2910 code for a protein of 959 amino acids. Gene Ontology annotation, cellular component: nucleus. Gene Ontology annotation, biological process: regulation of transcription by RNA polymerase II. The record is from RefSeq and is a predicted model, not a curated record.
UGUCUUAAGUGCCAGGAGGAGAUUCCAGCCAUGGAGAAGACCGCACCAGACACAGAAAAGAAGACAAACACUGACACUGUUUCUAAAGAGUGUCUGGAGGCAGGCUUGGAUAAAGACCUGGAUGACGCUGACUUAGGCAACCAUAGUUGUGAGUUUUGUGGGAGCAGUUUUGAAUCCAGGCGAGGUCUCUCCAGUCAUGCACGGUAUCAUCUCAGGCAGCUGGGAGUGGCUGUAUCUGACAGCAGUGGAUCUCCUAUAGACCUCCUGUACCAGCUAAUGAAAGAAAGAGGUGGAACUCUACCCAAGCUCAAAAAACAGCUCAGUCCUGUUAAAAAAUACAAAACAAAGUCCCCCAAGCUCAAAAAAAAGGACUCUGGGCCCAAACUGAAGAUUAAAAUAUCCAACCUUGUAAAGAAAAAAUAUGCCCUUUCCUCAUCUUCCCCCAUUGCUGUAAAGGGAUCAGCAGCAUCCGGUCGCUCUUCUUCACCUUUCGCUGUAGGGAAGCCUCGUAAAGCAUCUUCAAAGAAGAUUUCAGCUCUGUCUCUUCAUAAGGAUGUGGAAUUCAGGCUCAGUGAUGGCAGUCCGUCUACCUCCCUCUCACUGGCCUCAUCCAAGCCCUUCUGGGCCCCUCAGGAAACAGAUGCCCCACUCAAUUUAGCAGAAACUAUGAUGAAUUCUACAGUGAGGGAUGACGUCCAUGUAUGUGAAUUAUGUGGAGCGUGGUACGAGACCCGUAAAGGUCUCUCCAGCCACGCACGGGCCCACCUGCGGCAGUUUGGUGUGAAUUUGGACUCUAAAGGUGCUCCCAUAGACUUGCUUCAUGAAUUUAUUCAGAGUGAAGGCUUCAAGGAAAAGGCCAGUGCUGGGCAGCUGGAAGGGUCGGGUUUUGAGGAAUACACAUCAUCUUCCUCCACUGCUUCCACCUCGUCAGCCAUCAGCAAAAAUCCCCCUCUUACUCCUCUGUCAUUUAAUGGGCUGACAUCCAUUCCUCUAACACCUCCCUCUAUCAAAAAGAAGAUUAUUUCUCAUGACUUUGCAAGAAACUUGCCCCUCAGCAACAAAGUAGAGUUUAAAUCCCCUCCUUCAGCCAAAAAGCACAAGAUUUCACUUGAUGGUACAGGGAACAUGCCACUCAGCGGCCAAAUAGAAUUGAAAUCACCUCCCUCAGAAUUGAUAUCGUCUCCCCCAAACAAAAAGCAGAAGAUUUCUACAGAUGUUUCAGAGGAAUUGGCUUUCGGUGAUAAAACAGAAUUGAAAACACCUCCCUCAGUGAAGAAGCAGAAGAUUCCUCUAGAUGUUUCAGCAAGCUUGCCCCUUGGUGAGUCAUCUAAAGAUGCCAGCUGUGAGUUCUGUCUCGAGAAGCUUAAGAAGAGUCAGAGCCUGGCCAGUCAUGCCCGCUAUCACCUGCGUCAGAUGGGCAUCACCGAGUGGUCCAUCCACGGGUCUCCCAUAGCUACUCUGCGAGAGGUCAUGGCCCAGCGUGGUAGUUCUGUGGGAUUUCUCAGUCCCCCAUCUCUACCCUCGCUGACCCCACUUGUAUUCCCUCCUGCACUCCCUCUCCUCUCAUCCCCUAAACCCAUUACCCAGCCUUCCUCUCCUCUUCCUGUUCCUCACAAAGUUCCAAAGGCCAAGAAAGGCUUCAGGACUGUGAUCCCAAAACCAAAGGACGAGCCUGUGGAAGUUGAUAUCUCUAUCAUAGAGUCUUCUAAGCCACAAAGCACUCCCACCAGCGCUUUGUCACCUCUAUCUGAUUCCAGCAGCGUUAGAUCGCCUGUGAUCGCCCCUAAGCCCGAGAAGCAGGACCCCAAACCGUUCGUAUGCUGCGAUUACUGCGGCGAGAUGUUUGAUACCCGUAAAGCCCUGUCCUGUCACGCACGUGGUCACUUACGGCAGCUGGGAGCAAGGUGGUCCCUGAAAGUCCCACCCAUAGAGGCCCUGUAUGAGCUCAUGAGGAGGGAGGGCACUGAGCGGGCAUCCCAAAUCAAAUCAGAACCUGCAUCAGGGGCGGCAGUGGAGUGGAAAAAAACAUCCUCACCUCAGACGUCAUCUCUGUCACCUGGGGAAAAACAGAGACCUGCCUCAGACAGCAUGACUACAGGGUGCAAUGCCACCUGUGAACUCUGCGGCUUUGAUUUUGAGAAUCGAAAGGCACUGGCCAGCCACGCAAGAGCCCACCUGAGGCAGCAGGGAGUAGAUUGGAAGGUCAUCGGCUCUCCUAUUGAGACCCUGGCGGCCUGGAUACAGAGUGAGCCGGGGAAGGUAGCAGAGCUCCAGAAAAGCUACAUGAGGGGGCAUUUGCCUCUUGUUAAGAAGGCCUCUAGAAGAACCUCCACUCCAUACUCUUCCUCAGACUCUAUGUCCGUCCGUCUUCCUCAUAAAGGUUCAUCAGCUGCUCGAGACUCUGUAGCUUGGCUGCAGGUAUCCCAGUUUUCUAAAGCAACUAGAGACGGCAAAGCAGGGAUGAGCCACUCCUCCUCAUCACACAAGAAACGGCCUUUAUCAGGUGAACUAUCCUCAAACAGCAUGAUCCAGAUCCCCACAGCCCACAGUGAACUGAACGUUCGUUCACCUCGAGGCUGUGAACGGCAUCCUCCAAAGCAUUUGUCUCACUCUGGGAGUGUAUCUGGGGAAACGGAACUUUCAAAGCCUUCUCGGGCUGGAAACAUUCCAUCCUUGGUGCCAAGACCACCAGAGACCAGUCUAGUAAAGCUAGUAGGAAAAAUGUACUCCCUUAAGUGCAGGUUUUGUGAGGAGAUUUUCCGAGGGCCGCUCUCCAUUCAGGAGGAUUGGGUCAUGCACCUACAGCAGCACAUCCUCAAGCUGAAGAAGGAUUCAGUCUCAAGCUCAUCAUCUCAGCCUCCUCUCAGUCACAGUGAAGCACCGCUGCUCAUUGGCCCUCAGGCUGUCUAAAUGCUCUUUCUGCUGUGGUCUUUCUUUUAAAAAUUAUGCAAUUGCACUACUUGACUUUUUAAAGACAUGUUUAGCUUUGUUGACCAUGGCAUUUCUUACCUGUCAAGUGUUGUCCAGUGGAUUUGAAUGUAUUUUACUUUGUUGUAUUUCACUGUUUAUAAUGUGUUGCCACAUUUUGCCAGUUUUCUUGAUUAACAAGAUUUCAAACCGGUUGUUUGAUAUUGUACUUAAAGUGUUUAGUUUUAAAUAAGGUUUUAUUGUUUUAUGAACAAAAUUGUGUAGACCAGUGUUUGGUCUUUGAAAUGAAGUUGUUGUUCUCACUUUUAGUAUGGUGCUUAGAAUUCUGAAGACCGUGCUUCUCCCGUGAGUGAAUGGGCUGAUUUUUCAAUGCCAAAAAAUCCAAUAAAAGAGAUUUCUACAGAUUUUCAUUUCUGUGGAUUUUCAGGAUUUUUCCAGUUUUAAGCAGUAACCAGCACUUCUUCUCUGCAGGCCUUCUCAAGUGAUCCCAGCAUUAAAUGAAACUUUAAUAUGUCUUGUUUUUACUAACACGUUUUUGAGGAGCUUUUUGAUUCUAUUACAUGUACUUGUGUAUUUGUCUUUGUAAAACACUGUGCCAGUGUCUGAUUGGAGUGAAGGCUGUUUUAUACUCCAACAAUAGAUAUUAAGAUAUACCUUCCUGAACAUACAUGGAAAUCAUAUAGAUUUCUAUAUACAUUAUUUCUCAUGUGAUAUGUGAGGUUCUUAUUUUUUCUUGGUCUCAGGCUUUGCAAGGUUUUGAAUCAAACUGUCAAUGAUAAGCUGUAGUCCUUGCAAAAUCAUUUAAUUAAUUGCAGUAUUGAGACAACUUUGUAUACCUGCAUUUGAUAACCAAUUAAUAAAGACUUUGAAUCUA